Molecule: messenger RNA, 4719 nt
Organism: Ctenopharyngodon idella (grass carp)
Lineage: Eukaryota; Metazoa; Chordata; Actinopteri; Cypriniformes; Xenocyprididae
Gene: mrtfab
Product: myocardin related transcription factor Ab
Exons: 19
Coding region: 285-3875 (1196 amino acids)
Biological process (GO): smooth muscle cell differentiation
Source: RefSeq, a predicted model, not a curated record
UGCUGGGAUCGCGUUGACUGGCUUCACAGUCCGCUGCGGUUGAACAGCAGAGAGUAGCCGGAUGCCUCAGUACAGUUUUUUGAGUGCAUGAAUACCUUUGUAAAGCCGAACGGUUGUUGCGUUUCACUUUGCGAUUCGACCUUCAAGAUGCUCUCAAACUGUGAGUGGAAAUGAGGCUGAAAUCUGUUAUUGUGGAUCUCAUACUUAAGGUCUGACUGCUUCACCCACCUGUCACCCUGGCAGCACAGGAAGCCAAGCGUGGGGAGGAGCUAAGCCCUGGCAGCAUGGUGUCUGCUGUGGGUAACGGCUCUGUGCCCAGUCCUCAGAGCGAGGCGGUGGCCAGUGAGCUGCAGGAACUCUCUCUGCAGUCUGUACCGAGCUUACUGCCUCUGAAAGAACGCAAGAAUGUUCUUCAGCUCAAACUACAACAAAGAAGGACGCGAGAGGAGCUGGUCAGCCAAGGAAUCAUGCCUCCUCUGAAGAGUCCAGCUGCCUUCCACGAACAGAGGAAAAGUCUGGAGAGAGCACGCACUGAGGAUUACCUGAAGAGGAAGAUCAGGAGUCGGCCAGAGAGGUCAGAACUGGUCAGAAUGCACAUCCUAGAAGAGACUUCAGCCGAGCCGUCACUGCAGGCCAAGCAGCUGAAGCUGAAGAGAGCUCGACUGGCAGACGAUCUCAAUGAUAAAAUCUCCCACCGGCCUGGUCCUAUCGAGCUCAUCCACAAGAACAUCCUCCCUGUGCACACGCUCAUUGGUACAGAGUCUCCAAAGGGUGAGAGUUCCUCAUUGGAUGAGGACAGUAGUGAUGCGCUGUCACCGGAUCCCCUGUGCAGUCAGGACUCUCCGUUGGGUCUUGCCCCUCAACACUCCCCCUCUGAUAUGCUGAAUAUGAAUGGAGACUUAUCACCCACUCGGUUUCUCACUCAGGCCCCACCUCCUCCACUUGUUGCAUCUGAUGCCUCUCCACCACAGAAUCUAACCAGUGAAACUAACAUGACAAACUCUUCCCGUCCACCAACGGGACAUACAAAGUCCAAGUCCAGCACAGAUCGGACUUCUCAUCGAUCCAAGAAACCCAAAGAUAACAAGCCCAAAGUGAAGAAACUCAAAUAUCACCAGUAUAUUCCACCUGACCAGAAGAACGACCGGGAGCCGCCUCCUCAGCUGGACUCUUCGUACGCCAAGAUCCUCCACCAGCAGCAGCUUUUCCUUCAGCUUCAGAUCAUCAACCAGCAACAGCAGCACUACAACUAUCACACUAUCUUACCCGCCCCUCCAAAACUUUCUGCUGAAAAGCAGCAACCAACCAGUCUGGGCCCCUCCCCUUCCCAGACUAUUUCCACAUGCUCGACAGUCUCCUCCAAUCAGAAUGGGCCCAAUCGUCAGAGCCAGCCUACAGUGGGAGGAGCUAAGCCCAGCACUUUGCCUGCAAACCUGGAUGAGUUCAAAGUUGCGGAACUUAAACAUGAGCUCAAACUGAGGGGUCUGACAGUAUCGGGAACUAAAAACGAUCUCAUUGAACGACUGAAGAACUACCAGGAGCAGAACAAUGGAUCAUCAGCCGCAGGAGCUGCAGCUAUAAAAAAAACUGUUCCUGCUCAGCUACCGCAGGUGUCCGUUCAGUCGUCUGGUGCCGCCCCACAUCAAACCACAAAAGACGCGGCUGCUCCAGUGUCUGCCUUUCCCAAAGCGGCUACCACUAGGGUCCACAGCACAACUCCACCUCAAAUCAUGCGCUUCAGCAGCACAAGCUCCUCCCCUCCUGUAUCUCCUACCCCCUCCGACCGCUCUCUGGCCGGAUUGAGUCCAGAUGAGACCAGCUGCAAUGGAGAUGUGUUUGGAGAAAUGGUUAGCUCACCUCUCACCCAGCUCAGCCUGCACCCCUCUCCAGACCACCCAUCUCCAAUUAAAGAGGAGUCUCUCGGGCUGAUGCAGGCAUCCUGCAGCCUUUCUCGCUCGGGUUCGCUUCCAGUCUCACAGCGUCAGGAUCCGUUAGGAUCUGCAGUGGACAAAGACCAAAUGCUUCAGGAGAAGGACAAGCAGAUCGAGGAGCUGACACGCAUGCUCAGACAGAAGCAGAGGCUGGUGGAGACUCUGCGCUCUCAGCUGGAGCAGGGUAAGCGCGGAGCAGCUGCAGAGGUCUCAGACAACACGGGUAAUGCUGAAAUACCUUCACUGUCUAACGGAGUGGAAGUGAGGGUGAAGGAAGAGGUCAAGGAGGAAAUGGACACAUCAGAGGACCUGCAGAAGCAAGUCCAGCCCAUGAAAAAGAUCCAGACGCCGUGUUCGCAGCAGACUCUGCUCAAGCUGCAGCAGAUUCACCGGCUGCAGGUGCAGCAGCAGCAGCAAAUGCUGGUGGACCUACCAAACGUACAGAACGCACAGUUACUGCAACAGCAAAAGCAGCAAAUUAACCCACAGAAACUGCAGCAAGAGCAAGGAAAGACACAGGUGUUACAGCUGCAGAAGCAGCAGAAGGCACAAUUACUGCAGCAGCAGAAGUUGCAGUUACUGCAGCAGCAGCAUAAGGUGAAGUUACUACAACAGCAGCAACAGAAGACACUGUUACAACAGCAGCAGAAGAAUCAAUUGCAGCAGCAAAAGAAGACAGCAUUACUGCAACAGCAGCAGCAACAAAAGUUGCAGCAGCUCAUCAUCCAGCAGAGCCAACAAAAGCAGCUACAAACCAAUCAGAAGCAGCAACAGACGCCACAGUUACAGACACCACAGGUUUCACAGGUGUUCAUCAAUCAGCCGUCUAGUACUCAAAUUACUACGUCUUUCCCACUGGAUCUCCUGAAAGCUCACCCCACACCCACGCUGGUCACUGACAGCAAUGGCAACCGUUAUCUGAUUGCACUCACCAGUAAUAGUUUGGAAAGCCUGACUGGAAAGUCUCCUCAGAGCAAAACUAAUGGACGGAUUACUCUACAGAGAUUGCAGUCAACCCCUUCUAAGCUCCCUAGCCAGUCAUCUGCUGAUAUGGCUAGUUCUGCCAACCAAUCACAAGCUGUCAAAGAGCCCAUCUCCAAAGUUCAGAAAGUAGGGCUCCACUUGGAAACCACAAGUGUUCAGGAGUCUAGCCAGCCAGUGUCCGCCCCACCCAGCUUUGAGCCCUUCUUCUCUGGGGAUUCUAACCCACUGAACAAACCCUCUUCACCCCCUUCAUUUAAGGAGGACACUUGCCCAACUUUUGAUCGACAUACUUUGUUCACCCCUUCCUCCCCAAAGCCGAACUCUCACCCCCCUCAACAUUUUAAAGAUAAUGUCUCUAACAACCAGCAAAUAGAUGAUUUGUUCGAAAUCCUGAUCAAGAGUGGAGAAAUUUCAUCUGGAUUUAAAGCCAGUCAAGACCCCUCCCUGUCAGACCUCCACUCCAGCCCACCCACUCCAUCCCCACCUCCUUCUCCGCUCCACCUCUCGCCACCCACACAUCACCCUGACCCUGUUCCCGCUCCUUCCCAGCAGCUCCCGGACACCCAGGACAGGCCUUGCUCUAGAGCUGUCCGCCUCGAGGACUUCCUGGAGAGCACCACCGGUGCUCCUCUCCUUGGCGUGGAGCCGGACGGCCCAUUGACGUUGAUCGAUGACCUCCACAACCAAAUGCUGAGCACUUCCAGUAUUCUGGACCAUCCCUCAUCUCCAAUGGACACCAGUGACCUGAGCUUCUCACCCCACCCAGCCAACCUGGACUUUGAAGACCCCACCCUGGAUGUCAUGGAUUGGCUGGACAUACCCGUGGUAGGAGGGGGCAGUAAUUGUAACGGCGGGGGUAUGGUCCUUGCCCCUCUCAGCUCGCACACCCCACCCAGUGUAUUUUCUGCAGACUUUUUGGACAGUUCAGAUCUGCAGAUCCAUUGGGACUCGUGUUUGUAGCUUUUGGUCUUAAUUGCUUGAUGACACACAAUUUAGCACCUUCAACCUUACUGUGUAUAAGGCUGUACACAAAACACUCCAGAUGCACAUAUGCUGUUUCUUAUGCUGAAAUUUUUUUCUUCAUAUUCCUGUGCCGAAUGGUAUUUAAACAGUUCCUGUGUCUGAUAGGUCCUCUUAAGCACUGAAUUUUAAGCUCUCAUUUACUGCAUCAUACCCAAAUGUUUUACAUCACACGGCACUGUUGCCUUUGCCAACAGAGAGACCAAUCUGGACCCCGAAACCAACUUCUCACACGUUAAACAGCUAAACUAAACCCAUACUUUGGUCUAGUUAUUAGACCAGUUGUCCAUGCUGGAUAGGCUAAAUUUUUACUUUAAGCACAUUCUCCACUACUUAUUUUUGGCACCAUAUAGUGUUACUUCUACCGAUCUCAAUAAAGUUAUGAACUCAUGACCAUUAUAUGAGGCUAUUUCUGCACCACGUUUCACAAACACGUUUCAUCGACAAAUGAAAUGGAGAAAAAAAUAUGAGAUAUCAUAGACCUCCUUGCAUUUGAACCCUUUUGGCAUGUUAGUUCUUCCAACAUUGCACUUAAGCUGACCCGACUGGUGCUCUGGUCUACAUGACCCAAUUUAAUGGGAUCUGCAGGGAACCAGGUUUGGUGACGUUCACCAGAUCUCUAUGCAUUGCUGUAAUUUAGGAUCAUGUAAUGAUGAAACCUUUGUUCUUUUCCCUCUGAUUGUAGCGAUUCGCUGGUGGAGGUCAGUGCUGGGGUUCAGGUUUCAGAAUAUUUGGAACUUAUUGUUUUUUAAAAAAGGAAAAAAAUAAAAGAAAAAAAAAUGCA